AGCAGAGCAGAGGGACGCAGAUCUCCGCUGUGUGUGUUGUUCCGUCCUGCCGUGAAACAAGCGUUUUUACUCUCCUCGUCCCAGUUUCGGGCUGUCUUCGUGGGUUAGCCUGUAUCUGCUAACCCCGGCUACAUGGCCAGCGAGCGCCGCACAGCUAACUGUUGUUAGCCUCAGCUCAGCGCUGGGACCCCGGCGAAGUGAAGUGAAGUGAAGUGAAGUGCGGGGAAUGGCAAGAGUUCUCUCGGAUAUUCCACUCAGAACACACGGCGACUAAAACAAGAAAAGGACGGAACGAGUCCACGGUUCCUCAGUGAUUUGACACACCGGUUGUCGGUGUUACUGCAGUUCCCAUCAUGGUGCAGAAGUACCAGUCACCCGUGCGUGUGUACAAGCAUCCCUUUGAGCUGGUGAUGGCGGCCUAUGAGCGCAGAUUCCCUACGUGUCACCUCAUCCCGAUGUUUGUGGCGAGUGAUGUGAUGGAGGAGGAGGCCAGCGAAGACGCAUCCAUCCACAGGGUUCAGAGACGCUGUGCCCUGGAUGUGGACGCGCCACGCCUGCUCAAAAGGAUUGCUGGUGUGGACUAUGUCUACUUCAUUCAGAAAAACACCCUCAACAAGAAAGAGAGGACGCUGCACAUCGAGUCCCACAACGAGACCUUCUCCAACAGGGUCAUCAUCCAUGAGACCUGCUGCUAUUCGGUUCACCCAGAGAACGAGGACUGGACGUGCUUCGAGCAGACUGCCAGCCUGGACAUCAAGUCUUUCUUUGGGUUUGAGAGCACGGUGGAAAAGAUCGCUAUGAAGCAGUAUGCCAGCAGUAUCAACAAGGGAAAAGAAAUUAUCGAGUACUACCUGAGGGAGCUACAGGACGAGGGGAUCGGUCAUGUACCUCGCUGGACUCCCUCCUCCUGUUCCCUGCCUCCCCCCAGGCCAACCAGUCUCUCCACCAGUCUACCCGAAGUCCCCAAGCUCGUGGUCACACCCGCCGUUUCUAUCCCUUUGCCCGCCAACGCCAAAGACAGCACCUCAGUAGAUGCCAAGCAGGAGAGCGGCACGCCUCAGGCAGACGUCCUCAGUGACAUUCUGGCUGGUACACCUGAAGACAAGCUGGAUGCAGACUAUAUCAAGCGUUACCUGGGCGACCUGACCCCUCUGCAGGAGAGCUGUCUGAUCAGACUUCGCAAAUGGCUGCAGGAGACGCACAAGGGAAAGAUCCCAAAAGACGAACACAUCCUGCGCUUCUUGCGGGCCAGAGACUUCAACAUCGACAAAGCCCGGGAGAUCCUGUGUCAGUCCCUGACCUGGAGGAAGCAGCACCAGGUGGAUUAUCUGCUGGAGACGUGGACUUCACCGCAGGUCCUCCAGGAUUACUACACCGGGGGCUGGCACCAUCACGACAAAGAUGGUCGUCCUUUGUACAUCCUGAGGCUGGGCCAUAUGGACACCAAAGGUCUGGUCCGUGCUCUCGGAGAGGAAUCUCUGCUCAGACAUGUGCUUUCUAUCAAUGAGGAGGGUCUGAGACGCUGCGAGGAGAACACCAAGGUGUUUGGUCGACCUAUCAGCUGUUGGACGUGCCUGGUGGAUCUGGAGGGACUGAACAUGCGUCACCUGUGGCGUCCGGGAGUCAAGGCGCUGCUGAGGAUCAUCGAGGUCGUGGAGGCCAACUAUCCAGAGACUCUGGGGCGGCUGCUCAUCCUGCGAGCGCCCAGAGUUUUCCCCGUCCUCUGGACACUGGUCAGUCCAUUCAUUGAUGAAAACACACGCAAGAAGUUCCUCAUUUAUGCAGGUAAUGAUUACCAGGGGCCCGGAGGUCUGGUGGACUACAUCGACAAGGAGAUCAUCCCAGACUUCCUGGGAGGAGAGUGUAUGUGUGAGGUUCCAGAAGGCGGCCUGGUCCCCAAGUCCAUGUACCGCACAGCUGAGGAGCUGGAGAACGAGGACGUCCGUCUGUGGACGGAGACGAUUUACCAGAGUGCCAGCAUCUUCAAAGGAGCGCCGCACGAGCUCUUGAUUGAAAUCAUCGACGCGUCCUCCGUCAUCACCUGGGACUUUGACGUGUGCAAAGGUGACGUCGUGUUUAACAUCUUCCACUCCAAACGUGCCCCACAGCCGCCACGCAAAGAUCCCCUGGGCGCCCACGGCAUCACCUCGCCCGUGGGCAACAACGUCCAGCUCAUCGACAAGUCGUGGACACUGGGGCAAGAUUACAGUAUGGUGGAGUCGCCCCUCACCUGUAAGGAGGGAGAGAGUGUACAGGGCUCUCACAUAACACGAUGGCCGGGUUUCUACAUCCUCCAGUGGAAGUUCCACAGCAUGCCGGCCUGUUCGGCCACCAACCUGCCCCGAGUGGACGACGUGCUGGCCACCCUGCAGGUGUCCUCGCACAAGUGUAAAGUCAUGUACUACACCGAGGUGUUGGGCUCCGAGGACUUCAGAACCGCUUGCUGCGAUGUGCAGAGUUUGGGUUCGAUGACCAGCCUGGAGUCGAGCCACAGCGGCUUCUCUCAGCUCAGCGCCGCCACCACCUCGUCCAGCCAAUCACAGUCCAGCUCCAUGAUCUCCAGGUAGAAAAUGACCUUACCGUCAUCACUGAAGCCAACUCUCUGUGGAGCUGAAGAAAACCUGAAGCAAAAAGGAAAAAAGAAAACAAUUUUUACAAUUUAAAGGGCUGAUUUUUGCACAAAGGUCACAUGGUGGCGGGGCGGGCGGGCGGGGGUUUGGGGCAAUGAAAAGGUCAAGAAUUUUGUUUGCACCAGAGGUUUGGAAAAAGGAGCAAUAUUGUAAAUCUGGGAGUGACAGUGCCUGAUGAUGACACCGGAGGGCGCUGUUACGUCCACAAGACUGAGACGGACGAGCUGUUACAUUCAUCAUCAUCAUCAUCAUCAUCAUCAACAACAACAUUCUCCAUUGCAGCAGAGCAGGUUGUUGAUCACUGAACUGAACUGUGUGUCUCUGUGGCUUCAGGACACGCCCCUGUUUCACCUGCUCUUCUCAGUGGGCUUUGGUGUGGGCGGCGGCCUCUGAAACUUCAGUUUUCAAACAUUCUUAAAAUGUUGCAGAUGCAGAUUUUCUGAGGUGUUUUUGUGUUAAAACCUCAAACAUCCACACUUUAAAACUCUGAAAUGCAGUAAACUCACAAUUAGAUCUGGGUCAAAGGUCACCUGCAUCAUUAUUAUUAUCAUUAUUAUUAUUGUCAGUGAGUGAGUUUUAAACCUUCAUCACUCACUGAGAAGUGUUUUUUUUUUUGAGACCUGGGUCUGAAACCCCGCCCCGCCCCCACGUGCAUGAAGCAAUAACAUGAAUUUGACUCUUUGUUUUUUACCGUGUGAAAUGUUUGUGUGUGGGCGGAGCUCGGUGCUGACGGACAGACGAGCAAAAACUGAGCCAGUUCACUUCCUAACUCUGUGGCAUCAUCAUCAUCAUCAUCAUCACUGUUAUUUCUCCAUUUGUAACCCUGACAGUCAUGGCUGUCAGUCAACUGUGUGAUGACAUCACAGAUCUCAUCAGACGCUCAAAACCAUCUGGAUCUUAGUCUGUGACAGUGUGACCGCAUGCACCCUGAACCCUCUGUAAACGCUUCUUCUUAUGUUACUGAGUUCUUCUUCUUCUUAUGUUACUGAGUUCUUCUUAUGUUACCGAGUUCUUCUUCUUAUGUUACUGAGUUCUUGUUUGGAGCUGAAUGAGACUUUAGUGGGUUUCUGUAAGAGUGAAAGUGUUGGGGUGAAGCGGUGUGACUGCAUGCGCACACGCUGAGUGGGUUUACAGGUUUAUUAUGAUUAUUCUUAUUAUUAUUUAUAUACAGUGUGUGUGUAUAUAUAUAUAUGUGUAUAUACACGUAUAUGUAUAUAUACGUGUAUAUAUAUAUAUAUACAUAUGUAUGUGUAUGUGUGUGUAUAAAACAACAGCCAUGUGUCCAUAAAUACCAUUUUAGCCUUUUUUCUUGUCACUACUGUAAAAAAUAAAAAAAAGAAACGAGUGACUGUGAUUAACAAACGUUUCAGAAUGCAACUGUUUUAUUAUUAUUAUUAUUAUUAUUAGUGGUAGUAGUAAUAAUAUCUGGAUAAAGAGCUCUGAUGACUUCAUACAGCUCAGACGGCCACUAGAGGGCAGUCAUCAGCAGCUCACAGCAGGAAGAAAAAAAAAAUGAAAUAAUGGUGCGUUCCAUUUACGAUGGAAGUCGGAGGUCGGACCUGGGAGUAUUUUUACAUUACAUGUCAUUUUUUGUGUGAACAUCUGAUUUACUGUAGAACAAACAACAAACGCAGGGUUCUCAUGGAAGUUUGUGAAUUUAAAAAAAAAAAUACUUACUUUCAAGGCCCUGAAAAUCGCCCUUUAACCUAAACGGGUCCUUGAAUCUUUCAAAGUGAAGUUGAUAUUUAGGUGAACGUCUCCCUCGUUUGUUCCCAUGCCCCCUGCUGUUUGUCUCACACCCUGCGGACAGGACAAAGUCCUCCCUCUGUCUCUCUCAGACCACGAUGUCUGGGAAAUAAAACAAAUUUACAAAGACAAAUAAGACUUUGAUCAGCUGUUCCAGGUUGUCCCCCGUGUUCAGCCACGUCAGCACAUUCAGUCCUGUAUCCUGGAAAAGUCCUUGAGUUUGAGUGUAACAGUAACAGUUAGCAGUUGCUCCGGCUUCUUUUUGAAGAAAUUUCCCCAUAACUCGGAACUUCCGACUUCCGACUACAACUGGAACAUACCAUAAUACUUGUGUGAGACUGAGGGUCCUUGUUUUUUGUAACUGGAGAAUUCUGGCUCUGCCUGUGGUUGUUUGUUUUUAACUGUAAAUGAUCAGAAGUCAACAUGUGACAAAGUUUGUCAUUAACUGCAAUAACUCCUCCUCCUGUGUGUGUGAGUGUGUGUGUGUGUGGUUGUGUGUGUUCCACUCAAAGCCACAGUUUGUUAGAUAAAGUUUAGAACACCGUUUCCUUCCAAGUGUGUUGUUGAACCUGUGCAGCAUAAGAAAAAUCUAAUCAAAAUAAGUUUAGUUUGUCGUCAUGGGCAACGACACAAACUUUCCCACAUAAAAAAAAAACCCACAGACAUCAGCUCAGAAUCAGCUGCUCAUCGGUCUGUUUAUGUCACUGUGACUGAAGCCAUAGACUUUAACACAUUCAUCAGGAGGGCUAUUGAACUGUGUGUGUGUGUGUGUGUGUCUGGUCUCCUUUUUUUAUGUCUGUCAUGUUAUCUCAUGUCUUCAGGAAUCGUCUAAAUGUUUGGAUUCAUGUCAACAUGGCCGCCUUUACAUGUUUUGAGAACAUUAAACUUGAAUUAUGAGGAAA
This is a messenger RNA of Solea senegalensis (Senegalese sole), 5278 nucleotides long. Its product is annotated as SEC14-like protein 1. The coding region runs from base 354 to 2567 and encodes 737 amino acids. NCBI's taxonomy places the organism in Eukaryota, Metazoa, Chordata, Actinopteri, Pleuronectiformes, Soleidae. Gene Ontology annotation, biological process: negative regulation of RIG-I signaling pathway. Gene Ontology annotation, molecular function: RIG-I binding. The transcript is spliced from 17 exons. The record is from RefSeq and is a predicted model, not a curated record. Gene Ontology annotation, cellular component: cytosol; cytoplasm.